CUGCAGCAGCUAUGAGCCAGCUGGCUCCAAGGCUUCACACUUCCCAUGUGGUGUUGUAUUUCUAAGGUCAUGCAUUUGAAUCUCACCGAGGCCAAGAGAUUGUUUUAAUGUCUUGCAUGGGCCAAUGCUCAGAGGGAAAUUGGUGGGUUGUUUCCAGCACUUAAAAUAACCUCAGAGUUUACUCUCUACCUUCCACAUUUUUAGUACUGAUUGAAGUUUUCUACCUUUACCUACCUUAGCAUGAAAAUCCAAACAAUCUAUUUUGUCUUAAGAAAAAAAAUGAACGCUAAGUUACUGGCAAUUGCACACACAACUUGGCAGAUGAUAACUUCCUUUUGCUUUCCAGCGGAUGAACCACGCCCAUUUCCUGAAGAAUGGUAUCAACAUGGUUACAUAGAAAACAACGAUCAGCCUGGGUCUGCCAACCACAUGUAUGAUGAAGGGUCUUAUGCCACAGCACCAGCUGAUGACACCUGGGUGCCAAGAUGGGAAGAUGAUCGCAUGGGAAUGAUGGAACACCCACACAGAGGACUGUUGAGUACGUACUUUGAAGAAACAAAGUUGAAUGUUCUCAGUGUGUACGAUGAAGGCUCGGGUACAUGGCUGAAGAUGCCUUUAGCAUGGGAGCUGUAUGUACCAGACGUGAGGUCACGUGUCGCGUCCAUUCAAGAGGCUUUUCCAGACUGGGAUGACCAGUUUGAGAUUCUUGCGUUACUGAGGCAGUGCAACUAUGACCUCGACGAAGUCACUAACACGUACAUAACGCUGCUAACGGACGAUACCGCUGGCAAGAGGGUGGCGUCAAGACUUAAGGGCAGCUCGGGCUCAAGUAAAGAACACGCAGCGGAGAUUGAACUUUUGAGGGAGAGAAUUGACCAACUCGAGGAACAGCUCCGAGAAAAAGAUUCUCAGUUGCAAGAUUCUCAGAGAGCGAACGCGGAUUUGCAAACCAAGUUGAGAUCAUCCGAAGAAAUGGCUAGAAAGCUUCAAAUCAAGGGCACGAGCUUACAGCGAGAAAUACAACAGCUGAAGUCCGCGCCAGUACAACCGCAAAUGUCUAUUCCAAUUCAAACAGCUCCUGCUACUAAAGAGCGAAAGAUUUCCAAAGAUACCUGUCGAAACGUCAGGUCGACUGUACAGGUCUUUUCGCAGAUGCUGGUGGAAUUAAGGAAUUGUUUUACAAGCGAAAUGGAAGACAUUGCUUUAGUUUUGGGUCAAGCACAAAGCUCUUUGCGUAAGAUGAAGCUAAUGGACCAAGGUUCUAGCAAGGAGAUCAUAGAGCUGCGUGCACUCUACCACAGGGAGGUACUCCAACGAAAACUUCUCUACAACAAGCUUCAAGAACUUCGCGGCAACAUCAGAGUAUUCUGCCGGUGCCGUUACGAUCCAAAUGCCGACAAUGUGUUGAACUUCACCUCAGAUCAGGACUUGAGUUUGGUGUCUGCUCAAGGACAGAAAAAGUCGUUCAGAUUCGAUCGAGUCUUCUCUCCGUCCAGUACGCAAGAGGAAGUCUUUCAAGAUACCCUUCCACUCAUUACGUCAUGUGUUGAUGGUUACAACGUCUGUAUUCUAGCGUAUGGCCAGACAGGGGCAGGGAAGACUUACACCAUGAUGGGAACAGACAAAGACCCCGGCGUCAACAUCCGGUCCAUUCUCGAACUCCUCCGAGUUUGCGACGAGCGAAAAAACGUGGAUUAUUCCAUGUGUGUUUCCAUGGUAGAGGUUUAUAACGAGACGGUUAGAGACCUGCUGAGCGAGAACAGCAGUUCACAACAACUGAACAUUCAAAUGAGAAACAAACAACUUGUUGUCACCGAUGUCACUGAGGUUGAUGUUAAGUCGGCAGACGAUAUCAAAAGCAUAAUGCAGAAAGGUGACACGAAUCGUUCCGUGGGCGCCACCAAAAUGAACACAAACAGUUCCCGCUCUCAUUUACUUCUUCUCCUGAGAAUCCAGGGCACAGACCACGUGACCAAUGCCAUCACGCGCGGCACGCUGACCCUGGUAGACCUUGCAGGCUCAGAGAGGAUUUCUAAGACCGAGGCUACUGGACAGAGGUUGGUCGAAGCGGCGGCCAUUAACAAAUCACUAUCAGCCCUCGGCCAAGUGUUUGCGGCCUUGCGAACAAAUGCAAUGCACGUGCCUUACAGGAACUCCAAGUUAACGCAACUGAUGCAGAGUUCCCUCGGGGGAGACGGUAAGGUCUGUAUGUUCGUCAACGUCAGUCCUCUUGCGAGUAACCUGAGCGAGACCGUCAGUACGUUGCAGUUUGGGUCAGCGGCAAAGCAAGUAGAGCUUGGAAAGGCUACACAGAACGUCACUCAAGCGCCAAAGAGAAACUAACCGAAAUCUGUCCUGAACUUAACUGAACUGUAAGGUAGAUAAGCUGUAGGCUGGAUGAAAGCUGAAACAAAUUGCCAUAAUAUGACUUAUUAUCCCUGCCAUAAAUUCAUAGGAUCUAUAGGGGUGGGGGGAUAAGUUAUUUUUAACGACACAAGUCCAAAGCAUUGGAUUUUAAUAAUUUAUUAUUCCUUCCAUAUGUAGGGAUAGAGUAUUUCUAUUGACGUUAGUCCAAAAGCGUUGGACGUAAAUUAUUCAUUAUUGUUACCAUAGAUAGGGGAAAGAGAAUUUUUAUCGACUUAAGUCCAAAAAAUUUGGAUUUAAGUCAAUUUAAUAAAUUAUUCAAGUAAUGCGAUAAAAAAAAAGAAAACAUGCAACAAACACACAUACAAAGAAACAAAUAAAUACAAUUAUAAAGGAAUUGGACCACGUCAAUGGAUUUUUGUCUUCCAAGUGCUUUUUAAUCAUUAUACAUAAGCUUUGAGUUAGAAAAAAAAAGUGAAGGAAGCCAAAAGAUCUAAUGUGUGGUUAUUAACUGGUCCUCUUUCAUCAUCAUUAGAAUCAAAGUGCAUAUAAAGAAACAACUACAAUUGUGCAUAAGAAACAGUGUGUUUUAGUGAAAAUUGUCCCAAAUUUGAGUCUUCUUUGCAAUCGAAUCGAAUCACGCUUCUCUAGAGGACCAUAAAACGUUUAUUUUAUUAAAGAGUUUAAAUGCAAGAGAAUAAGUUGACCUUGCCCCUUCAUAAAACAGUAAUUUCUAAAUUUCGACAGUGUUUAUAUGACAGGGCAAUGCUAUGUAUUUUACUAAUAUAUUAUUAGCUGAUAUUGUGUAUUAAUAAAAUUAUCAAAAUGGCUUUAUACAACGUCCGUCUGUUUGCUGUUUUGGGAUGAAAAGGUGUUGCAAAUAUGGACUUACUAAAUGCGUCUCUGCUCCCUGUUCGCUCCCUAAAAGCCGAACGUAUCGCUAGGCCUUUACACAU
Messenger RNA from Orbicella faveolata, 3320 nucleotides. RefSeq lists its product as uncharacterized. Gene Ontology annotation, biological process: microtubule-based movement. Lineage: Eukaryota; Metazoa; Cnidaria; Anthozoa; Scleractinia; Merulinidae. Gene Ontology annotation, molecular function: ATP binding; microtubule motor activity; microtubule binding. Gene Ontology annotation, cellular component: microtubule cytoskeleton. The record is from RefSeq and is a predicted model, not a curated record.